Molecule: messenger RNA, 1749 nt
Organism: Blumeria graminis f. sp. triticale
Lineage: Eukaryota; Fungi; Ascomycota; Leotiomycetes; Helotiales; Erysiphaceae
Source: the annotation of a GenBank genome assembly
AUGUCUACUUCGGCUCCCAAAGAUCUGCAGGAAGCUACUGCUACCACUUCUUCAACCACCGAAGUAAACCGAACGCCUAUCGCUUCCGACGAAAAUCUGGCAUGUCAAUGGGAAAGGUGUUCAGAGCGGUGCGUCUCUGCAGAGGCGCUCUUUGAGCAUAUAUGCGAGAAACACGUAGGACGGAAGAGUACAAACAACCUAAAUCUCACAUGCGGCUGGGCUUCUUGCCGUACCACAACGGUUAAACGAGACCAUAUAACCUCCCAUAUUCGAGUUCAUGUUCCGUUAAAGCCUCAUAAAUGCGAUUUCUGCGGGAAAGCUUUCAAACGUCCCCAAGACUUGAAAAAGCAUGUCAAGACCCACGCAGACGAUUCAGUGCUCCUUCGAUCACCCGAGGCCGACGGCAGAAUAAACUCAAGAGGCAUCAGCAAAGUAAUCGAUGCACUUCAAUAUCGAGGAGCAUCAUCGGCCUUUUACGACCAGGGGGUCACAAUGCCUGGUAGUCACUCUCCUUUUGGUAACGUACAUCAAUCUGCACAAAAUAGCUUCUAUGCGCAGCAGCAACAGGCCCCAUAUGGCCCCGUUUACUAUCCAAACAGUCACGGAUCCGAUAACACGCACCACAACUCGUACGAUAAUCGCAAGCGUGGAUAUGAGACAUUAAAUGAGUUUUUCGGUGACGCGAAACGCAGACAAAUUGAUCCAACCUCCUACACACAAGUUGGUCAGCGUUUGAUGGCCUUACAUGGCCUCCCUAUAAACCAAGGUGGAAUGUCGGACUACAUGCCAACUAGCUCCCCUUUGGUCUCUGUCGUCAAUCAAAAUGGAGGUAAUCAGGGUAAUAUCCCUCAACACCAAUACGCUUUACCCCUCCCAAAUUUACGGACGAAAAAUGACCUUAUGAAUAUCGACCAAUUUCUUGAGCAAAUGCAAUCAACCGUUUAUGAGAGUUCCAAUGCAGCAGCAGCAGCAGGUGUUCAUCAACCAGGUGCUCAUUACACUCAUGCUGGCGUGAACUUUCGCCAAAGCCAAUCGCCUCCUCACACCAAUAUUAACCACCUUGGACAAAUGAACGGCAAUGUGUCAUCUCCUCAUUCCACGUCUAUGAUGUCUAGUCAUCCAUCAACACAGUCGAACUCCACCAGUACUCCUGCCCUAACUCCAUCUUCAAGCACUUUGUCUUACACAUCCGGCCACUCGCCGGUAUCAUCGCACGACAUGUCGCCUGUAGCUAGGAAUAGCACAAUCACAUCGUCAUCAUAUCCGAGUCUGCCUUCAGUUUCUCUUGGAUAUCAAUCUCAUUCAACCGCCACCCCCACAUCAGCAUUAGGUCCAAAUUUUGAAAAUGAUUUGCGUCGUCGCUAUUCAGGUGGAAUGCUGCAGCAGAGUUCUAAACCCGGAGUACGUGAGGAAUUGAAUACUGUAGAUGAUUCGCCUACCUCCACUUCUGUUGAUAAAAUUGAUGGUGUGAGUCACGCUAAUAAUAUUGAUCCAGCUCUCUCGGAAGUAGGCUCACCAAUCGAACAAUCAGAUAGUGAUGAUAGCGCUCGGGACCGAGCAGAAGAGACCUGGAUAGAAAACAUUCGUGUGAUAGAGGCCUUACGUAUGAUGGUUAGUGAUCGAUUACGGCGCAAAGAAUAUGAGAUUGAUGAUGACGUUUCAAUGACUGGUGUUUUGCAAAAAAUAAGUGAGAACGAGGAAAGGAGAACCGAGAUCUUAUACCCUACACUGCGUGUUUCUGAUGAUUAA